Symsagittifera roscoffensis is the source of this 3581-nucleotide messenger RNA. RefSeq lists its product as uncharacterized. Gene Ontology annotation, biological process: sodium ion transmembrane transport. Gene Ontology annotation, cellular component: plasma membrane. The record is from RefSeq and is a predicted model, not a curated record. Lineage: Eukaryota; Metazoa; Xenacoelomorpha; Acoela; Convolutidae. Gene Ontology annotation, molecular function: protein binding; ligand-gated sodium channel activity.
UUUAUAGCAUUGCGUUUAAGCCAUUUUUUGUGCGUAACUGCAGUGGCUUCUUGAUUUUACACUGAUAGUUAUUCAUCUGAUAGAUUAAUAAUAUAGUUGGACCACCCGUAACAAUCAGUUGAUAACUGGCAAAAACAGCUUUUAAUAACUGGCAAAUUAAAGUGAGUCCCCUGUGGACAUGUCAGCAACAAUCGCCAGCUCGGAGGUUGGGGAUCAAUCCCUCGACAUGCCUGGUUACACACCACCGAUCAUCGCCAGCUCGGAGGUUGGGGAUCAAUCCCCAGGCAUGCCUGGUUACGUGCCACCAACAAUCGCCAGCUCGGAGGUUGGGGAUCAAUCCCCAGACAUGCCUGGUUACGUGCCACCAACCAUCACCAGCUCGGAGGUUGGGGAUCAAUCCCCAGACAUGCCUGGUUACGUGCCACCAACCAUCGCCAGCUCGGAGGUUGGGGAUCAAUCCCCAGACAUGCCUGGUUACGUGCCACCAACCAUCGCCAGCUCGGAGGUUGGGGAUCAAUCCCCAGACAUGCCUGGUUACGUGCCACCAACCAUCGCCAGCUCGGAGGUUGGGGAUCAAUCCCCAGACAUGCCUGGUUACGUGCCACCAACAAUCGCCAGCUCGGAGGUUGGGGAUCAAUCCCCAGACAUGCCUGGUUACGUGCCACCAACCAUCGCCAGCUCGGAGGUUGGGGAUCAAUCCCCAGACAUGCCUGGUUACGUGCCACCAACCAUCACCAGCUCGGAGGUUGGGGAUCAAUCCCCAGACAUGCCUGGUUACGUGCCAGUAACCAUCACCAGCUCGGAGGUUGGGGAUCAAUCCCCAGACAUGCCUGGUUACGUGCCACCAACCAUCACCAGCUCGGAGGUUGGGGGUCGACCCCACGACAUGCAUGGUUACAUGCCAGUAACCAUCGGCAACGGGGAGGUUGGGGAUCAAUCCCUGGACAUGCAUGGUUACAUGCCAGCAACCAUCGCCAGCUGGGGGGUUGGGGAUCAAUCCUCAGACUCCGCGACAACAUCUAAGGGCGGCGCCUCGAAAUGGACAGGACUUAGGAAAGCGCUGGGCGUGGCAAAAAAGAAGGAGAAACCCUCAAAAUGGAUAGGAAUUCGGUCGGCGUUGGGGAUAUCAGGCGAGACAUUGAUUCCAGAGAUUGUGGCUUCAACUAGUGUUUUCUGGGUGUUCUUCUGGAUAAUUGCCUACGUUGGUUUAAGCGGCAUAUUUAUAUACCAGAUGUCUGUGCUGGUGACGUCGUAUCUGGCGUACGAAGUUGACACCCAGAUCACCCUUGUGAAGAGUACCGAGUCCACUUUCCCUAGUGUCACCGUCUGCAACUCCAACCCACUCCGAAAGAGUCUCAUCUCAAAACUCACCAAGUACGAAGUGUUGGCGGAGCUUGAUAGUUCAGUGGCUGGUUCCAUGUUCAGCUCCCUCGGUCAAGACUUCGAAAUCUCAUACAGUGGCAUAGUGUGCGAAGACUAUCAAGAAUUAUGCGAGAAUUCAAUGAAAAAAAUCAUUACAAAUUCUGCCACUUUAGACAAACAACAUCUGGAGUGGUCAGCACUCACAGCGUCCCAACUGAAACGACGACUUGAUAAUAGCAGGGACCACAAGAAAAUUGUGCAACAGAGACAACUUAGACGUAAGGUCAGUCCAAUUUUCAAACAGCAGACCGCAAAUCAGAAAGAGAGAGAACGACAGCGAGUACUGAAAAACUUCAUGGAGGCAAAGGCGGCCUGUAACGAGAUGCAGGAUGCAACGAAAUGCAGUUGGACUAUAAUGAGAAGUUUAGUUUCAUUUAUAUACCAGAUGUCUGUGCUGGUGACGUCGUAUCUGGCGUACGAAGUUGACACCCAGAUCACCCUUGUGAAGAGUACCGAGUCCACUUUCCCUAGUGUCACCGUCUGCAACUCCAACCCACUCCGAAAGAGUCUCAUCUCAAAACUCACCAAGUACGAAGUGUUGGCGGAGCUUGAUAGUUCAGUGGCUGGUUCCAUGUUCAGCUCCCUCGGUCAAGACUUCGAAAUCUCAUACAGUGGCAUAGUGUGCGAAGACUAUCAAGAAUUAUGCGAGAAUUCAAUGCAAUGCAUUCCGUCGAGGUGGAUUUGCAACGGGAGAGUGGACUGCGACAAUGGGUGGGACGAGGGCGAAGAUGUCGACGGAUCCCCCAUUAACUGUACCACUCACGAUGACGGAAUAUCGACUGAGUAUGAACAAUUCAAUCCGGACGGAUUCUGCAACAAAGGACUAGUCAGGUGCAACGACACUAUACCCCUGUGUGCUGUGCCAUGCAACAACAUCACCGAGUGUCCCGACGGAUUUGACGAGGCCGCUUCUCCAUUGAACUGCACCCAGUUUCUGUCGUGUGGGGGAGAUCUAUCGGCGACAGGGUCGGACCAAACCUUCUCUUCGAAUGGAUACCCAAGCAGCAACUACAAGAACGAUCAAAACUGCAAAUGGCUGAUCACCACUGCUACUGCCGGAGAGAUAAUCGAGUUAUCAAUUGCUGCUCAGUUUGAUAUUGAAGAUGAGAGCGAUGGGAAUUGUGACUACGACUCUCUCACUUUCUACAAUGGAGAAACCGCGAAUUCUAAUGACGUCAUUAAAGUGAACAACCGAAACAAACUUUGUGGCAACGUUGCUCCCACUGCCCCCAUUCGCUCUACAGGCACCAAAUUACUGGUUGUAUUUGUAAGCGACGGAACUGAGCGUCGAACUGGCUUCCAAAUAACCUACAAAUCAGCCGCGCCACCUUCCCGCGCGCGGGCCAAGCGGGAGGCGGAGGAGUCCCUUUCAAACAUAAACAAAAGAUACCUGGACACGAAUAUGCCCGAAUCGCAAACUCGAAGUAAAAGGAAAGUUAAGAAAACGCAGCGGGUUCGAAGAACCAACGACUAUACUUACGACUACAGUUACUGGGAAAACUACGAUGCAAGGUAUGAUAACUUUGAUCCCUAUGAGCAGUUUGACGAAAACAUGGCUGAAUUCGACUGGCGCAGUGCGUAUGACGACUCGACGGCUCUCGACUACUCGGAUAUCAGACCAUUCGCCCGAUUUCCUAUAGAAGACCUGAACUACCUCGGAACCCAAGCAAACGAUUUUAUUGUCCAAUGUACUUAUGACGGUCGCGAGUGUAGCCCUACUCAGUUUAAAAGGUACGCAAAUCCGAAGUACGGAAACUGUUUCAUUUACAAUUCGAUUUUUGAUGCGAGCAGAAAGAAUGGACUAUACUCAGCAAUCAGAAAUACAUCCAAAACUGGGGAAGAGUUCGGGCUGAAAUUGACUUUGUUCUUGGACAAGGAAGAAUACAUUGGAGUUUUGAGCCAGAAUUCUGCUGCUCGUGUAAUACUGAAUGCGCCUUACAUCCCCCCUUUGCCCGAGGCCGAAUCGUGGACUGCGUCUGCGGGAACAACGACCCUGGUUGCCGUCAAACAAGAAAUCAUUGAGAGAAAAGGCGGAAAGUACGGUGAUUGUAGGACAAGUUGGCCGAACUUUUUGGCCUUGGACAAAUCUUUCACCGAGCAGUGGCCCCGAUAUGACCAGACGAUUUGUGAACAUUACUGCGUGCAAGCUGAGAUUUUCC